Molecule: messenger RNA, 303 nt
Organism: Micromonas pusilla CCMP1545
Lineage: Eukaryota; Viridiplantae; Chlorophyta; Mamiellophyceae; Mamiellales; Mamiellaceae
Exons: 1
Coding region: 1-303 (100 amino acids)
Source: RefSeq, a predicted model, not a curated record
AUGAGCGCGUCCACGCUGACGCUCUACCGGCACAUCUUGAAGGCCGCGAGGACGUUCCCGAGCCGUAACCGCGCGGGGAUCAUCGAGGACAUCAAGCUCGAGUUCCGCGAGAACCGAGCGGUGACGGACGCCGCGGCGCUGCGCGCGAAGAUCGCGCUCGCGAACGACGGACUCGAUCGCAUGCGCGCGUACACCGGUCUGGACUCGGGGUCGAGCGCGUGGGACGUGUCUCUGAAAGGGCCGUUCGACGGCACGAACGGGAUGGGGGAGAAAGAGGACUCAAAGAGGGAGGACGGGAGGUGA